AUGGAGUUGUUGGAAGCACUAAAAGAUACUGAAGAUCAUUUUGUUAGGGCUUAUGAUUCUGGUAAGGAUGUAUCCAAGAUGCUCGAGUGCAAUAGGGUUCAUGUACAGUCUAAUCUGUCUCUUGUGUCUAGUUCCAAGAACUCGUCGACAUGUAAAGAAUUUAACAAUGAUCUAUUUGAUGAUUAUGGAGGAAUGGCUUCUGGAAGCCCAUUUACUGACACUAGGAAGGCUAUGUGCUUGGGAAAAGAAACUUUACGAAUAGAAUACAUUACAGUCCAGAAAGCCUCCAUCAAGGCCCUCCAUGGAUGGUUGGCUAAGUUUGUUGUCGCUGAAGUUGAAUUCUACUCUAGAGGCACGAGUUCGACUCCAUGUUAUUCAAAUGGGCUCCCACCGCUUGUGAUUGUCGUGAUUGGUUGGCAGCAAGCGAUUAAGCAUCAGGAUGAAUACUUUAAAGAAAAGAAGGAUACGCUGGACAAUUUCCGAAAAAGGGUGGACCUAGAGAAGGAAAAACACCAUAACUGCGUGCAAGAAACUGAUAGGAUCACGCUAAAUGGGUUUUAG
Messenger RNA from Fraxinus pennsylvanica, 561 nucleotides. NCBI's taxonomy places the organism in Eukaryota, Viridiplantae, Streptophyta, Magnoliopsida, Lamiales, Oleaceae. The record is from the annotation of a GenBank genome assembly.